Lemur catta (Ring-tailed lemur) is the source of this 5614-nucleotide messenger RNA. RefSeq names its product BEN domain containing 7 (gene BEND7). Bases 108 to 1373 code for a protein of 421 amino acids. The transcript has 9 exons. Gene Ontology annotation, molecular function: DNA binding. The record is from RefSeq and is a predicted model, not a curated record. NCBI's taxonomy places the organism in Eukaryota, Metazoa, Chordata, Mammalia, Primates, Lemuridae.
GGCGAGACGCGGACCUUGGUCCCGGCGGCUCCGCGGCGGUGACACUAGCCCGCGCCGCCGCCGCCUCAGCCCCGCCGCCGCAGCCCCCGCCGCCGCCUUCCCGCACCAUGGAGUUCUCUGAGAGGAAAAGAAGCAGGAAAUCCCAGAGCUUCAAACUGGUGAGCCGAGAUUAUCACCAUGAGGUAUAUAAGGUCUCAGAAUUCAGCAACGAUGUUAAUGGGGAGACCAAAGAGACACAACCCAUUUUUUUAGGAGAUGAAAGCAUGGAAAUUAAAAAACAAAUUACAGGAAUGAGAAGAUUGCUGAAUGACAGUGCUGGGAGGAUUUAUCAGCGAGUUGGCAAAGAAGGAGAGAAAUUAAAAGAAGAGCCCCAGGACGUGGACUUAGUCUGGCCUCCACGUCUGAACUCAUCCACCGAGGCCCCACCGAGCUUCCACCCGUCUACACGUGGUGCGUGGAAUGAGCUACCGCCCCAAAGUGGGCAGUUCUCAGGGCAGUACGGCACCCGUUCUAGAACCUUCCAGAGCCAGCCCCACCCUUCUGCGAGCUGCAACGGAGAACUUCCAGUGGUGAAUUCAUCAGUUGGAUCAAACUGCUGCACUUGUAACUGCCAGUCAACGUUGCAGGCCAUUCUCCAAGAACUCAAGACCAUGAGGAAAUUAAUGCAAAUUCAAGCAGUUGGAAGUCAAAACAGACAACAACCCCCAAUUUCCCUUAUAUGCUCCCAGCGAACUGCUGUCUCACGCAAGAGAAACAAAAAGAAAAAAGUUCCCCCAAAAACUGUUGAACCUCUUACUGUGAAGCAGAAGCCCAGCGUGUCGGAAAUGGAGAAGAAAACAGCCGUGGCCUCGGAGCAGUCCAGUCUCCAAGCAGCCGAGCGUGCCUCCACGGAGGACAGCCACGUUGUGGGGUUCGGCAUUGUUCUGGAAUCGCCUUCCUCAGAUCCAGAAGUGCAACUUGCUGAAGGCUUUGAUGUGUUUAUGCCUAAAUCUCAGCUGGACUCUAUAUUGUCAAACUACACUCGCUCAGGAAGCCUUCUCUUUAGAAAACUGGUGUGUGCAUUUUUUGAUGACAAGACUUUGGCUAACUCCUUACCCAAUGGGAAGAGGAAAAGAGGACUCAAUGACAACCGGAAAGGACUAGACCAAAAUAUUGUGGGUGCAAUAAAAGUCUUCACAGAAAAGUACUGUACAGCUAACCAUGUGGAUAAACUUCCUGGCCCCAGAGACUGGGUGCAGAUUCUACAGGAUCAAAUUAAACUGGCCAGAAGAAGGUUAAAAAGAGGCUCAGCAGAGGUAGCUGACGGUGAUGAAAGACUGGACGGAGUUUCUCUGCCACCAACAGGAAAAAAGCCUGAGGCCCAGAAACAUUAAAUGACUUUCCCAAGGUCUCACAGCUGGUUGAUGGCCUGGCCGGAGCCCAGCUCCCUCGACUCCCAGCCAUGACAGCGUAUAGCCCUCUUAUACCUAAGCCAAAGCCAGCUUUUCUCUGCAUGUUUCUCAAAGACUCUGAGAUGACAGAUGUACUCAUCCCUUUGAGAUUCCAUUUCAGUGUCUCAGUCUUCACAAUUAGAAUGUUCGUCGUGUAGUCUACUGAAGUUCACCGCAGUUUAAGCUCAUUUAUUCGAGUCCUUUCUCAAAUUUUGCCCAAGGCUGUGAGGUCACCAUGAAGAAAGUAGAACACAACUGCAGGUCUUUUCACUCGACUGCUAAUAGAUAUUGGAUACAAAUUGCUAAACAGCAUGAUAAAUAAAAACGUUUAUCAUUUAGAAAAAGGGGGAAAGAAGUCGCAGGUUGGUGCUCAAAUUUUGCGGUAAUAAAAUUAAAUAAUCUUGAUAGUCUAGCAUCUCUUAAUUGCCUCUCUAAAGUAAAGCCCCCAGUCUGAUUGGCUUCUUUGAAAGCGCUGCUACUACUAAUAACCGCUCCUCACAUGUGCGCUAGUUAAGACCGUUGAGUGGUGAAUUCCACUCUUCUUGCACAUGUAGCUUCAUCCUUGAACUUGAAUCUCAUGGGUUCAAACCACUGGAGCAACCCACAAGCUCCAGUAUAGACCUUCAUUAUUUCAUUUAUCUGAGCUGGCAACAGUUAGUCCUUUUUAAAGAUUCAACAAUGCCUUUAUUACCUUUUUAAGGUCUUUUUUUCCCCUUGCAAAUUUGUGUGUGUUAGCAAGGCGCAGGGGAGGGGCUGUAAACCCUUAAGCAUUUCUAUGAAUCAGAAGUGACCAGGGCAGGGUUACAGUCCAAUGGUCACAUGACAUUUGUUUCUAUCCAUUAGAUUUAAGCAACCUUCUAUGUGUCAGGUGAAGCUUUCAGAAAAAUGAAUGCAGAUUCUCUAGUGGAGAAAUGUAUUUUCUUUAUUUAUUUUCCCUCAACCAUGUUCACUAAGCCUUUUUGAGCAGCUACCAGGAACCAGCACUGUGUUGGGUUCUGGUGUGCACACGCCCACCCUCGAACUAUCGAACUAUUGCAAGAGGCAGAAGCAGUUACGUAAAUUCUGCAGCCCAGAUGUGCAGAGGGUGCCUGGGUAACCGAGAAAAGCCACCCAGGAACUGGGGACAAUUUGCAUUUGAACAAUUUGCAUUUGAAAAGUGCAGAGAAGGUAAAAUUGCAACAGUGCUAUCUAAAAUUUAAAACGGGGCUUCUGAAUUUGAAAUAGGGUGAUGUUCAUCUGGGCUUAGCAGUUAUCGUCAUAAAUGGGCAUUCUUUUACAUACUUUUCUUUUUAAAAAUUAAUAAAGAAAAGUAUAAGGAAUAACAUUUAUAUUGAUGUUACCGUCAGAGAUAGCCAUCAUUGGAUGUUUUUUCCCAGACUUUAAUCUAUAUUUAUUUUAUUUAUACAAUGGAGAUGAAAUAUAAACUUUUGUUUCCUGAGUUUUUUGUUUUUUACCUAACAAGCAUUUUUGAUUAUAUUACAAAUCUCCGUGUGCCUUUUUUUCAUAGCUGCAUGCUAUUGUUUUGCGGGUAGAUUAUAUUUUAUCUAGCCGUUUUCUAUUACUGGACAAUAUAUGGACAUACUCUAACAGUAACACACAUUCGUGGGUUUUCUUGUAAAAAAUAAUCAUUUACAAAUUUCUAAUUCCAACUGUUGCUCAUUUAAUACAACUAAAGGCUUGGCUGCAACUUAGUGACUUCACUCUGACACACAGGCACGUCCCCAGUAAGCUGUCACUUGUCCAGAACGUCCAGCUCCAGCCAUGUCCCUGUCGUAGAAAAGUGUACAGUUCUUCCUUAGAGAAGUGGCUCUCCCCCCUUCAUUGUCUUGUCUCUGUUGUAGGUAAUAUAUUUGCCACCAAGAGAGAAAACACGGAGGACACAGAACCAGGUUCCAUUGCCUAGACCUCCCUUUUAGUGACAUUGUUCAGUAGCGUAUGUAACUCUGCCGUUUGCGGUUCCUCAAAGACCCAUGUAGCAUUUCAGUGCCUGCACCAUGUGGGUGUUCUGUGAAACUGACCUGUCAUGUUUGAAUAGUUUCAUCUGCUUUCUCUGUAAUAUGUGAUAAUCAAGCCUCCAAUUUGGUGUAAGGUUUUUAAAAAUCAUUUUUACAGUUGAUUUGUUACCCUUUAAAAGCCCAGCCUACGAUCCAGUUAGUUCAUUGUCCGUCCUGAAGAAGCGGUUCUCUCUUCCCUGUUUCUAUCCAAAACCUCAACGUGCAGAUAUAGAGCCUUGAAGCAUAUUCAUUUUGGUGUAAAUUGCUUAAUGUGGUAUAAAGGACCACGGCUCUCGCCAGUGCCGAGAGAGCAGCCGUGAAGGCCAAGUUAAUCAGCCUUUCAUCAGCUUAGAAGAUGAGAACGUUGUUCUGGGAGACAGGAGAGCUCUGACCUGUGAGAUGAAAUUAUUUACGACAUCAGUGCCCCCCAAAAUAGCCAAUUGUGACUGCGUCAGUAUAAAUGACAUAUGAGUUUUUAGGAAAGAAAAAACUUUCACCUAAGUUGCAGGAACACAAGGACAAAUUAACUAAUUAAAAGAUAAAAAAAAACUCAACGUAAUCAGUUAUCUACUUGAUACCUGACUACCAUUUUAAUAGAUGGUUUUAACUCAGUGGUCCAGGGUUUUGGCAUCAUGUGGCGACUGGCCACAAAUGUCCUUAAUAUUAAAUAGUUUAUUUGGUUCCUAGUACACUCACCCUCUACUUGCAUAAAACCAACAUAUGAAAAUCUGGAUUUAUUUUAAAGAGAUGUCUUGCCAUGUGGGUAUCUGUUUUACAGAAAUAUUUACCUCCAGAUUUUUUUUCUCUAAUAAGAUGGUGAAUUUAAAAUACUAUUUUUAUUUAGAAAUACUGUAUUUACACCUCAUUUAUUAUAUAAAGCAAAUUGCCUUGAAUGUUUGAUGCUUGACCCAAAGGCCAAAAAUUGGCACACUAGAAAUUUGGACUGUAGAGCCACCAGGCCCAGGGUCCAGGACUGCUGUGCUGGCAGUUUAACACCUUUCCCGAGCUCCGAUUUCAUCAAAGCACAGAAUGUCAGAGAUCGAAGUUACUGUGCAGGCCACUCAGUCCCACCCCUCAGGUCGGGAGGCUGGGGAAGGAGUGAGGGUACGUGGUUGCCUGGGGCCACUUAAGCCAUCAGUGGCCACCCCUGGUAGAAUCCAAAUUUCCUUACUACCCCUUGUCCAGGGUACUUAUGUCAUGUCACACCGAGAAACUAAACCCAGAGAGAAGAGGGGUGCUCUGGGGUAAAUGAGUAUUCCACUAAAGACCAACUAAUCCACUGAAGAUGAGGCCAGGCAUCCCUGUAAUGUGACAAAAAGCUGGUUCUGGGUGUGGCCUGUGGAAACAGUCUAACUACUAGACAAGUCACAUCUCGUAUGUGUGUGUCUUUUAUUUUUCUCCUUUUUGAAGCUCUAAAGAAGGUUCAGAGAAAUUAUUUCCAACAUAUCUUUUAGUUAUAGCCUUUUCCAUCUCUGGCCAGGAAGUAAUCCUUCCCCAAACCCGGUCCCUUUGUUUCAUCAGGUGGCCCGAGGAAGUGCUGUGAGCCGGGGCUUUUGUUUCUUUGCAGCACAUGUUUUAAAAUUUGUCUUCUGCCUCCCAGAAGGAAACAUUUCUCAAGGGACUAGAAAAGAUUAAUUAGUGACCUUUCGCUCUAUUAAAAUAUGAUGAAUAUGUUGCUAGUAAAGUUAAAAAUACUUACUUACAGCUGUGGGUCUGUCAAACAUGCACCACGAACCUGCAAAAGCACUUCCUUCCGAGACGGGGCCACAGCCUGGGGCUGUCAGUACUGGAGGGGGGUUGGGGACUGUCCCCCUCGCAGAUACAUGUGAUGGAUCCACACAUGGGAAAUACAUAUCAAAACCGCAACAGUAAAACCCUAUUUUGUAAAUUAAAAUUGUUAUUUGUGUUUACUUACUGUGACUACUGUUCAGACUUUAUUCAGAAAUCCUUUUUAUAGGCUUUCUUAGCAAAAUAAAUAAAUAAAUAAAUUGGAUAACGUCUCAAUCUUCUGUAUAUAUGUUUUAUUAAUGUGUAAAUAUUUAGAUUUUCUAAAAAUUACUAUGUUCUUUAAAAAAGAAUCCAGCGCAAGGCUAGUUGUGAAAACGGUGUAUAACAUUGUGUUGUGAUGUCAACCCCCAAGAUACUCUUUCUGUCCGUUCGGGAAGAUUACAAUAAAUCACUUUAAUUGAA